This is a messenger RNA of Panicum virgatum (switchgrass), 917 nucleotides long. RefSeq names its product 40S ribosomal protein S13-1-like. The transcript has a single exon. NCBI's taxonomy places the organism in Eukaryota, Viridiplantae, Streptophyta, Magnoliopsida, Poales, Poaceae. The record is from RefSeq and is a predicted model, not a curated record. Gene Ontology annotation, cellular component: cytosolic small ribosomal subunit; nucleolus; ribosome. Gene Ontology annotation, biological process: translation. Bases 172 to 627 code for a protein of 151 amino acids. Gene Ontology annotation, molecular function: small ribosomal subunit rRNA binding; structural constituent of ribosome.
UCACGCGGUCCGUUUUAUUACGGGCUUCAACGUUGUUGACCGGCCCAUUAUCAGAAAUUUCAAUUUGCACCACUAUAUAUAGGUAGAGGGUAGGGUUUUCAGCCAUUUCUAGGUUUCCGUCCCGCCGCCGCCACCGCCGCCACUUGUCACUCGCUCGCCACCGCCGCCGCCAUGGGCCGCAUGUACGGCCCCGGGAAGGGCAUGUCCUCGUCGGUGCUGCCCUACGCUCGCUCCGCGCCCGGGUGGGUCAGGUCGUCCGCGGCGGAGGUGGAGGACGCGAUCGUGCGCGCCGCCAAGAAGGGCCAGCUGCCAUCGCAGAUCGGCACGCUGCUCCGCGACGCGCACGGCGUGCCGCUGGUCCACGGCGUCACGGGGCGCAAGAUCCUGCGCGUGCUCAGGGCCCGCGGCCUCGCGCCGGAGGUGCCCGAGGACCUCUACUUCCUCAUCAAGAAGGCCGUCGCGAUCAGGAAGCACCUGGACAGGAACCGGACGGACGUGGACGCCAAGUUCCGCCUCAUCCUCGUCGAGAGCAGGGUCCACCGCCUCUCCCGCUACUACCGCCGCGCCAAGAAGAUCCCCGCCUCCUGGAAGUACGAAUCCAACACCGCGAGCACUCUGGUGGCUUGAGUGACCAUUUUGUUUUGAGCCUCGUGGUUCCUCUGAAUUGAUUAUCUACACUUCUGGAGUUUACCUUGAACUUAAAUUAAGUGACAGUAGUGCCUUUUUGGUUGCACCUAGGAAGAUGUAUCUUGAGAGUUUAUGAAACUGGAUCAAGUUUUAGUCCUUUGGAGCUAGAUUGUUCAAGGUGUUUUGGAGUUGGGUUCAACCUUGAGCAGGUUGGUAAUACUCUGUAUGGACGUAUGCUCAUGGAAAGUUCGGAAUGAAGCAAGAGAAUUGGUGGUAUUCUGUUUGCAACC